Molecule: messenger RNA, 3830 nt
Organism: Myzus persicae (green peach aphid)
Lineage: Eukaryota; Metazoa; Arthropoda; Insecta; Hemiptera; Aphididae
Product: two pore calcium channel protein 1-like
Exons: 13
Coding region: 1-2340 (779 amino acids)
Biological process (GO): transmembrane transport; monoatomic ion transport
Cellular component (GO): endosome membrane; lysosomal membrane
Molecular function (GO): voltage-gated channel activity; monoatomic ion channel activity
Source: RefSeq, a predicted model, not a curated record
AUGACAGACUAUUCAAGAUUUGAAGACGAUAUCAUUGUGAGCUCAUAUCAUGCUCAAUCGCCAAACCGCAAUGGAGACGUUCCGUUAAGUAUUAAUGAUUCAACAAUACCAAAUGAUGAUGGUGAAAAUAUAGAUUUAAGAAAUCACUUUGAUGGUCGCCUGGAUGUGAUAUUUAGUGAUGGUGAUCGUAGAAUAGAUGUAAAUCAAUUUUGGGAGAUGAACUACCAUGAAGCGUCUAUAUUUCUAGAAGAAGGAGAAAAUAAUGAAAAAUUUGAUUCUCAUCCACAUGAACCUGAAGCUCUUCCAGCUUACCUAUUGGUACAUAAUGACUGGUACUAUGGAAUGGAUUUGGCCACAUCACUAGUUUUAAUUGUACUAGCAUUUGCAGAAGAUCCAGCUACACCACCGUUUGAAAUGCCAGUUGCUCUCCACAGUAUUAUUGAACUAUUUGCCCUAGCAGUGAUAGGUCUUGGUUUGGCAUUAAAACUUAGAUGGAUGGGUUGGUUAACAAUUUUGAAACACAAACGAACCAUGUUAAAAUGUAUAACAUUGACAAUAAUGAUUGUUGAAGCAUUUGUGGUAUUGAUACGUCAGACGUCUCAUUUUCGAGUAUCAAGAGCAUUACGACCAAUUUUUUUAGUUGAUACUCAUUACCUAGGUGGUGUUCGACGUUUUAUCCGACAAAUACUCCAAUCAUUACCUCCAAUAUUUGAUAUGUUGUUGUUGAUAUUUUUUUUUGUCACUGUGUACUCCGUGCUUGGAUAUUAUUUAUUCAAAAGCACUACAGAUGUACACAACCAUUUUGACACUUUGUUUAAUAGCUUUGUCAACAUGUUUGUUUUGUUAACUACAGCCAAUUUUCCAGAUAUCAUGAUGCCAGCUUAUUCAAAAUCUAAGUGGUAUUCUCUCUUCUUUAUUUCAUACUUAUGCAUUGUGUUGUACCUCCUUAUGAAUUUGAUGUUGGCCGUAGUUUAUGAAACAUUCACUAGUAUUGAAAGAGAUAAGUUCCGAAAAUUACUGUUGCACAAACGUCAAGCUUGUAAAAAUGCAUUUAAGCUACUUUUGACCAAAGAAAAUCCUAACCAAAUGGAAUUUCCUCAGUUUGAAGGAGUUAUGAGAUACUAUGCCCCCAAAAAAGGCAACCGAGAUUUAUUAGUGAUGUUUAGAUAUUUGAAUACAAGUGGAACAGGUUCAUUGACCAUUGAAGAAUUUUAUGGUAUAUACGACUCUGUAAUGAUGACUUGGCAACCACAAGCCAUAGAUACUCCUUGGUAUUUUACUGCAUCCCCUGCCGUACAAAGAAUUUGUCAAACUGCAAACUCAAUCAUUUCGUGGCCAUACUUUGAUCAUAUAUUUUAUGUUUUAACUACUUUGAAUGGUAUUGCAAUGAUUGAACGAGGAAUGCAAUCUUAUCCAAGCUUACAAACCUCAGUACUUGCAUUUAGUGCAGGAUGGGACACUUGCUUCUUCUUAGCAUGUUUCACUCUAGAAGUAGCAUUGAAGACACUUGGCAUGGGAUUAGAGCGUUAUUUUUCAUCCGGCUGGAAUUUAUAUGACUUUGUUGUGACCUUUGGAGGUUUGAUUGCUGUAAUAUCACUACGUCUAUUUCCCGAUUUUGUCUAUGUAGUCGUUUUUAGACCACUAAAGUUGUUGCGAUUGUUCAAAUUGAAAAAACGCUAUCGAGACAUUAUUGGUACUAUGGCAAUUUUAUCACCUUUAAUUAAAUCUGCUGGCUGUGUUAUGCUCGUCAUGUAUUAUUUUUUUGCCAUAAUUGGAAUGGAACUGUUUGCUGGUUAUGAUAUGAGAAAUUGUUGCAAUGGCACAAACAUUGAAACUUAUUAUAAAUACACACCUGACAAAUCUGGCUAUUAUUAUUUAAACACGUUUCCUAAUUUGGCUGUCAGUCUUGUAACAUUAUUCGAAUUAACGGUUGUCAAUAACUGGUUUGUUGUGAUGAAUGGAUAUGCAACAAAAGUUCAUGCUGCCAGUCGAGCAUACUUUGUAUUAUUUUAUCUCUUCACUAUGGUUGUAUUAACUAUAGUUGUUGCAUCUGUUCUUGAAGCUUUCAGGUUCAGAAUUCAAUAUAAAAAGCAAACUACUAAACGAGAUGAGGAAAAAUUGCUCCACGAGGAAAUUGAAUUAAAGUGGGAAGAUGUUAUGAAUUAUGUAAAAGAUUUCCAAGCAUUGCAAAAGUAUAGAUCAGAUAUGUUUGUUGGAGUUGGUAAAAUAUCAUUUUUGGGAAGUCGACCAAGAAAUCGUCAAGUAUUACAGCGACGAAUGUAUAGACAUGAAAUUGAACAAUGGAUGCAAGAAGCUGCUGCUAUUGAUAAACGUCUAUAAGCAAUUAAGUUUCUAAACACUGAAGAAAACGAAUUAAACUGAUGGGGUCAAUUUAAAGGUAGCUUACUUAUUCACACUUGUCAUACAACUCAUAUGAGGCUUGAACAACAAAAAAUCAUUUUAUUUAACACUUUAUUAUUUACCUAUGCUAGUGAUUUUUCAUUUAAAACAUGUAUAACACUUAAAAAUUAUAAUUUUUUUAAGUUCUAUGAAAAUUAACUUUUUCAAAUCACACUUUGACUUUAUGUCAAUUUAAUAUCAUGCACUUAUGAUACUUAUCUUAUGAGCUAUCAAAGUACUUAUGGACACUUUUGAAGAAAACAAUUGUCAUUUUUGUGCUAUUCAUGAGUUGCUGACAAAAGUAUUAUACUAUACAGUAUUGAUUUAUUAUCCUGUGAUUAUAGUAUUAUUCCGAACAAAAUUGAACAAGUAUUCUGUUACUAUUUUUUUAGUUUUUAUUUUUAUUUAUUAUCAUUGUUUUAUUUUUAUUAAUAUUAUUUAUUUCUGUUAUGAAUUAAACGUUUUGCCUGUGAUUAACAUUUUAUUACAUUAAAUAUUGAGUAUACCUUUUUUAGAUCAAUACAAUUGAAAGUUUAUAGACAAAAUAAAAUAUUGCACCUAACUGUAAAUUUUAAUGUUUAGGCAAAAUAAUAUUUUUCUUAUAAUGUCGAACAUCUAUGCCGGGUUUCAUAAAAAUUAAUUAAUCUAACGCUUUAAUGAACUUUAAUGGGCCACUAAAUCAUGUUUGAGGGACCAUUAGCUCACUUUUGAUUCCGUAGAUGUUUAGUGGUUGUUCGUGCAACCUGGCACUAAACUUCUAAGUUGACGAAUAAAUAUGUUAAGUUUGAAUGGAUCUAUACUUUAUGCCUAAUCAGAAUGCAAUUCAUUGUCUAUGUGUAAUUUACUCCAUUAACUCAUUUUCUUUUGGGCUUAUGGGUUUCAUUGUUAAUCAUUCCUCUAAGUAUAAAAAAAAAAACUAUCAACUACUCAUCUGUCUAUCUAUGACAGAAAAAACUAUGUUGAUAAUUGAAUAAUUGUUAUGAACCAAUGAUUUAAAACAUGUUAUAAAAUAUUUGAAACUUAUACACUAUUAUUAUCACUCUUGAAAUGUAUAAUAACUAAUACCAUCCACAUCAAAUACAGAGUAUAUAACCAUUUUAAUGUUUUUUUUUCAAAUGUAUAACUUUAUAUCUAGUUAAUAUUUUUGAAAACUAAUAAAUGAAUUAGAAAGCCACGGUUAUGAUGGAUUAUAAUGUAGUUUAGUUUACAUAAACUGAACAAAAAAAAAAUGUUAUUAUAGUUUUUUUAAAAAUCCAUGAUAAGAUUUUGUAAGUAUUUUAAAAGUUAAAUUACUUAUUUCCAUCUAGUAUUAAAAUAAUUAGGUAUCUAAGUAUUAAAAGUUUAAACUGGAGGUGGGCAAGUUCAUUAUAGAAUUGCAAACAUAAAGAGCACUCUGUACAUAAUUUUUUAACCAAACAUUAUUGCAUCAU